Exserohilum turcica Et28A is the source of this 1129-nucleotide messenger RNA. RefSeq lists its product as uncharacterized. The coding region runs from base 158 to 697 and encodes 179 amino acids. Gene Ontology annotation, molecular function: peptidyl-prolyl cis-trans isomerase activity; protein binding. The transcript has 4 exons. Lineage: Eukaryota; Fungi; Ascomycota; Dothideomycetes; Pleosporales; Pleosporaceae. Gene Ontology annotation, cellular component: cytosol; nucleus. The record is from RefSeq and is a predicted model, not a curated record.
GCAUUGUCGACCUGACGUGGGCUGGGAAGCGCCGAUCGUCUUGUCCGCCGCCUGCAAUUCCAGACGUCGCUCCACGCUGCCCUCUUCCAGAACUGCCCCUGCCACGACUGCCAUCACCCUCUGGCCGAGCCCAUCACGACACUUGCAGCAGCACACCAUGUCGUCCGCAGAGACCGGACUGCCCGAGGGAUGGGAGGUGCGGCGGUCCAACACGAAGAACCUGCCGUACUACUUCCACGCGCAAACCAAGGACUCACGAUGGGAGCCGCCGGCGGGCACCGACCCGGACAAGCUCAAGGCGUACAUGGCGGCCAAGCACAGUUCCAAAGGCGUUGGGCCUGCGGCGUCUGCGGCGACCGAGGGCAAGAUUCGAUGCGCCCAUCUGCUUGUCAAGCACCGCGAUAGUCGACGCCCGGCCAGCUGGCGGGAACCCAACAUUACGCGAUCGGUGGACGAGGCGCGCAAGAUGAUUGACGAGUACCACGAGCAGAUCAAGUCUGGCAGCAAGACGCUGUCGGAGCUGGCCACGACCGAGUCGGACUGCAGCAGCGCGCGCAAGGGAGGUGACCUCGGCUUCUUCGGCAAGGGCGACAUGCAGAAGGAGUUUGAGCAGGCGGCGUUUGGGCUGGAAAAGGGCCAGGUCAGCGGCAUGGUGGAAACGGCCUCGGGCGUGCAUUUGAUCGAAAGGCUGGAAUAGGCGGCUUGCGGGGCCAAUAUCAGAGGGCGGUUGAAGCGAGGCUUGUCGGGACUACUAUAGCAGUAGAAGGGCCGCCAUGUGUGUGUGCCAUGAAUGAGGGAUUUACAGGGACGUCUUCUGCGGGCUGUGCUAGAUAAGAUGAUGGGUGGGUGGGUGUCAAGCGUGGCUCGGCUUGCAGCAAAAGCGCUCGAGACCAGACAAUCAAAGUUGUGCCUGCAAUGCUACCACGGUAGGCGACGCAAAAAUGAGACUGGCUAUAGCAGGUGCCGCGCAAUCGAAACAUGGUGUGCAAGUGGCAUGGGUGUGUGUGUGUGUGUGUGUGUGUUUUUUUACUUUAUUUUGUGGAGUAGGCGAUCAGGGACCGCUCGACUGCUACUGCUGUUGCUGCUACUGCUGCUGCUGCUAACUUUGAUGGGCGUGCUGACGGCAGGG